AUGGCCGAUAAUCAGGUUGAACGAGAACAAGAACAAAAGAUCGUCAGGAAAAUGCGUUCAUACCUCCAGGGAACUGUAGUACGCACCAGGUACCUAGCUGAGGGUGGCUCGGUCCCAUUGAAGGAUUCCACACUUCCAAAUCGGGGAACUACCUCGAGUCCCUUCACGCUCGCAGCUCAACGUCAUGGGUGCCAUGAAGCGACAGUGGGGUUUGAUAUCUUUGACAGGGGAAGUUCCUCACGCUUGUCUCAGGUCUCCGGGCAUAAGAAGAGAUCUAGGAUGCCGGUCCCAGUCGGAAACAGCAAUGGACAAUAG
Neurospora crassa OR74A is the source of this 315-nucleotide messenger RNA. RefSeq lists its product as hypothetical. Lineage: Eukaryota; Fungi; Ascomycota; Sordariomycetes; Sordariales; Sordariaceae. The transcript has 6 exons. The record is from RefSeq and is a predicted model, not a curated record. Bases 1 to 315 code for a protein of 104 amino acids.